AUGACUGGUCAAGUGCUGGACGGCAAAGCAUGUGCCCAUCAAUUUAGAAGCGAUAUUGCUAAAGAAAUCAAAAGUAUCCAAAGUCACGUGCCUGGGUUCGCGCCCAAUCUUGCCAUCAUUCAAGUGGGCAACAGACCGGACUCGGCCACAUAUGUACGUAUGAAGCGUAAGGCCGCUGAAGAGGCCGGCAUUGUUGCUAAUUUCAUUCAUUUAGAUGAGUCGGUUUCUGAAUUUGAAGUUCUGCGUAACGUGGACCAGCUAAAUGAGGAUCCACGGACACACGGUAUUAUCGUGCAACUGCCAUUACCCGCUCACUUGGACGAGGACAAAAUAACCUCGAGAGUGUUGGCAGAAAAGGACGUGGACGGGUUCGGGCCCACCAACAUUGGCGAAUUGAAUAAGAAGAACGGACACCCAUUCUUCUUGCCCUGCACGCCUAAGGGGAUCAUUGAGCUGCUUCACAAGGCCAACGUCACGAUUGAAGGCUCCCGAUCCGUCGUAAUCGGCAGAUCCGACAUUGUCGGCUCUCCUGUCGCGGAAUUGUUAAAGUCUCUAAACUCCACCGUCACCAUCACGCAUUCUAAGACUCGCGAUAUCGCGUCCUACUUGCACAACGCGGACAUUGUCGUUGUUGCCAUCGGCCAGCCGGAAUUCGUGAAGGGUGAAUGGUUCAAACCAAGAGACGACACUCCCAGCGACAAGAAAACCGUGGUCAUUGAUGUUGGCACCAACUACGUGGCUGAUCCUUCCAAAAAAUCUGGUUUCAAGUGUGUCGGUGACGUUGAAUUUAAUGAAGCAAUCAAAUACGUCCACCUAAUCACACCAGUACCCGGUGGUGUGGGCCCCAUGACUGUGGCUAUGCUAAUGCAAAACACCUUGAUUGCUGCCAAACGCCAAAUGGUAGAAUCCUCGAAACCUUUGCAGAUUCCUCCCUUGCCCUUGAAGUUGCUAACACCUGUUCCUUCCGAUAUAGACAUCUCUAGAGCACAGCAGCCGAAACUCAUUAACCAACUUGCUCAAGAAUUGGGUAUUUACUCCCAUGAGUUGGAAUUGUACGGGCAUUAUAAGGCCAAGAUUUCUCCUAAAGUCAUCGAGAGACUACAGUCGCGCCAAAAUGGUAAAUACAUCUUGGUCUCUGGUAUCACACCCACACCUCUGGGAGAAGGUAAAUCCACCACCACGAUGGGUCUUGUUCAGGCACUAACAGCUCACUUGGGCAAGCCAGCUAUUGCCAAUGUCAGGCAACCCUCCCUAGGACCCACUUUAGGUGUCAAAGGUGGUGCUGCGGGCGGUGGUUACUCUCAAGUCAUUCCAAUGGACGAAUUCAACCUACAUUUGACUGGUGACAUUCACGCCAUUGGUGCCGCCAAUAACCUACUUGCUGCCGCUAUCGACACGAGAAUGUUCCAUGAAACCACUCAAAAGAACGACGCUACCUUCUACAAUAGAUUAGUACCCAGAAAGAACGGUAGGAGAAAGUUCACUCCUUCCAUGCAAAGGAGACUAAAUAGACUGGGUAUUCAAAAGACCAACCCUGACGAUCUAACACCUGAAGAGAUCAACAAAUUCGCCAGAUUGAACAUCGACCCAGACACUAUCACUAUCAAGAGGGUGGUAGACAUCAACGACAGAAUGUUAAGACAGAUCACUAUUGGUCAAGCUCCUACCGAGAAGAACCACACGAGGGUUACUGGAUUCGACAUCACCGUCGCUUCAGAAUUGAUGGCUAUUCUUGCUCUUUCAAAGGACUUGAGAGACAUGAAGGAACGUAUUGGACGAGUCGUUGUUGCUGCUGACGUAAACAGGUCUCCGGUUACUGUAGAAGAUGUGGGUUGUACCGGCGCUUUAACCGCCUUAUUAAGAGACGCGAUCAAGCCUAAUUUGAUGCAAACUUUAGAAGGUACUCCCGUUUUGGUCCAUGCCGGUCCAUUUGCCAAUAUCUCUAUCGGUGCUUCUUCUGUCAUCGCUGAUCGUGUAGCUUUGAAAUUGGUUGGCACCGAACCAGAGGCAAAAACAGAGGCUGGUUACGUGGUCACCGAAGCAGGGUUCGAUUUCACCAUGGGUGGUGAGAGAUUCUUUAAUAUUAAGUGUCGUUCCUCCGGAUUAACGCCUAAUGCCGUGGUGUUGGUUGCUACCGUCAGGGCUUUGAAGUCCCACGGUGGUGCUCCAGACGUCAAACCUGGCCAACCUUUACCUUCCGCAUAUACCGAGGAAAAUAUCGAGUUUGUAGAAAAGGGUGCUGCCAACAUGUGUAAACAAAUUGCCAACAUUAAGCAAUUUGGCGUCCCUGUUGUUGUAGCAAUUAACAAGUUUGAAACCGACACUGAAGGUGAAAUCGCCGCCAUUAGAAAAGCUGCCCUAGAAGCAGGUGCAUUUGAAGCAGUAACCUCUAACCAUUGGGCCGAAGGUGGUAAAGGUGCUAUUGAUUUAGCGAAGGCCGUCAUCGAAGCUUCCAACCAACCGGUGGACUUCCAUUUCCUAUAUGAUGUUAAUUCAUCCGUUGAAGACAAAUUAACCACUAUCGUUCAAAAAAUGUACGGUGGUGCCGCAAUUGAUAUCCUACCUGAAGCGCAACACAAAAUUGACAUGUACAAGGAACAAGGCUUCGGUAACUUGCCAAUUUGUAUUGCCAAGACCCAAUACUCUUUGUCCCACGAUGCAACUUUGAAAGGUGUUCCUACCGGAUUCACUUUCCCCAUCAGAGACGUCAGAUUGUCUAAUGGUGCUGGAUACUUAUACGCUCUUGCUGCUGAAAUUCAAACCAUUCCUGGUUUGGCUACUUAUGCUGGUUACAUGGCUGUCGAAGUCGAUGAUAACGGUGAGAUCGAUGGGCUGUUCUAA
Messenger RNA from Saccharomyces paradoxus, 2841 nucleotides. RefSeq names its product trifunctional formate-tetrahydrofolate ligase/methenyltetrahydrofolate cyclohydrolase/methylenetetrahydrofolate dehydrogenase ADE3 (gene ADE3). NCBI's taxonomy places the organism in Eukaryota, Fungi, Ascomycota, Saccharomycetes, Saccharomycetales, Saccharomycetaceae. The record is from RefSeq and is a predicted model, not a curated record. Gene Ontology annotation, biological process: tetrahydrofolate interconversion. The transcript has a single exon. Gene Ontology annotation, molecular function: methenyltetrahydrofolate cyclohydrolase activity; formate-tetrahydrofolate ligase activity; ATP binding. Gene Ontology annotation, cellular component: cytosol. The coding region runs from base 1 to 2841 and encodes 946 amino acids.